This is a messenger RNA of Pelobates fuscus (common spadefoot toad), 4482 nucleotides long. RefSeq names its product zinc finger MIZ-type containing 2 (gene ZMIZ2). Gene Ontology annotation, cellular component: chromatin. Gene Ontology annotation, molecular function: zinc ion binding; SUMO ligase activity. Gene Ontology annotation, biological process: protein sumoylation; regulation of transcription by RNA polymerase II. The record is from RefSeq and is a predicted model, not a curated record. The transcript is spliced from 19 exons. The coding region runs from base 499 to 3216 and encodes 905 amino acids. Lineage: Eukaryota; Metazoa; Chordata; Amphibia; Anura; Pelobatidae.
CUGGAAAUGAGGGUUGGAUUACAGUGGAGGAGGCAUGACCAGGAACCCUGGGAGAACCAGAGAAGCUCCUGAAUAUUAAUGAUCGGCAUUGUGCAAUUGGAGACCGGGCAGCAAGGCUGGAUAAGGGAGAGAGGGGAGAGAUAGGAAGGCUGCAGCAUGGAUCAGAUAAGCUGAGAGUUAAUGAGGAAGGCAGGCAUGCCUUAGCUCUUAGUCUUACUCAGUUGCUCAAUAAUUACCCUUUUCCCUUCCUCCACUGCACCUCCUCUCUCUGCACACUGCACGCACUGUACCCUCUGUGUUCCUGCACUGCAUUCACUGCACCUUCUCCUGGUGAGGGGCAGAGGGCUGGCACUAGCUCUGUCCCUGCCUGGUUUAUUUUGGGGCGGCGGGUCCAGGCUCAGAAUACACUGUAGCAUGGGGAGGUGAGAGUGCGUGGAGAGAGACAGCCCGAGACAGACUGCAGCUCGGCAAGCCACUUAUACAAACAGUCACCUGCAAAUGAAUUCCAUGAACCCUCUGAAACCAUCACACCCGGGCACAGGGCACAGUGAUGGUUCAUUUGCAUACGAGUCUGUUCCUUGGCAACAAAGCACCAAUCAAGCAGGAGGAUCGCUCUCCGUGGUAACAACUGUCUGGGGUCUGAGCAACACAUCGCAGAGCCAGCAGGUCUUUGGGAAUCCCAUGAUGCCCAGCGGUGGCCCCACUGGGGGAGGAGUCAUGCCAGGAUUGGCAGGCAAUGCUGGAGGAAUGGGGAGCCCUCAGUUUAUCGGCCAGCAGGGGUACCCAGAAGGAGGAGCUGGAAAAGGCUAUAUGCAGCAAAAUGUUUAUGGACGAGGUGGAUACCCAGGAGGCAGUGCAUAUGCUAACAGUUAUCCUGGGGGACCAACAGCUACUGGUGGGAUGGGAAUGGCACAAAAUCCUGGCCGUGGGCCAGCAGAUUUUACACAAGCAGCAGCUGCAGCAGCUGUAGCGGCGGCUACAGCAACAGCAACCGCUACUGCAACUGUGGCCGCCCUGCAGGAGAAGCAAAGCCAGGAGCUCAACCAAUAUGGAGCGGUUGGGCCUUCUCAUGGUUAUGCAGGCCAGUUCCUGCCCCAUGCAGGUCCAAGAGGACCCUCUAUUCAGAGUGGAAUGACUUCUGGUGGGCUAGGGUCUGUGAUGGGCAACUCUGGCAUGUCCCAGAUGGGAAUGAGCUCUGCCAGGGCUCCUGGAAUGAGCCCUGUGUAUACUGGGCAACGUAUACCACCCCAUGGCUACCCUGGGCAACUGCAGGGUCAGCAGAUGCAACGUCAGGGAGUAAAAAGGACAUACUCCAAUGAGGGAUAUACAGCCCAACAGUACAUCCAGAGUGGGCAGUACCCACCUCACGCAGGACAAUAUGCUCCAAGUACACCUCAGCAAUCUGCCCCAUCACCUUCCUACCCUGGGCAUCGUGUACAACAAAGCAUGUCUCAGUACCUGCCCCAGUCUGGUCCAGGGGGACAUUUUUACAAACUCAAUGACCAGUACAGUGGACAAAGCAAUAACUACAAUGGAGGAAACUUUGCCUACAAUCAACCUAUGAGCGGGCCGGGCCGCUCAAUGCCUGGGUAUCCUAGCUCUCCGCUGCCUGGAAAUCCCACUCCUCCAAUGACACCUGGAAGCAGUGCUCCUCCUUACAUGUCUCCAAAUCAGGAUGUGAAGUCCCCUUUUCUGCCAGAUGUCAAACCAGCACACAACACCUUGCACCCGUCCCCUACAGGUGCCUCCAACGAUGAGCUGCGUCUGACCUUUCCUGUUCGUGAUGGGAUUGUGCUGGAACCUUUCAGACUGCAGCAUAACCUGGCUGUUAGCAACCACGUGUACCAUUUACGGGAGUCUGUGUACAAGACGCUUAUGAUGAGGCCUGACCUGGAGCUUCAGUUCAAGUGUUAUCAUCAUGAAGAUCGGCAGAUGAACACUAACUGGCCUUGCUCUGUACAAGUGAGCGUGAACUCCACUCCACUGAGCAUAGAACGCGGGGACAACAAGACUUCUCACAAACCCCUAUACCUGAAAAACGUUUGCCAGCCAGGCAGGAACAGCAUUCAGAUUACUGUCAGUGCCUGCUGCUGUUCUCACCUGUUUGUGCUGCAGCUAGUACACCGACCAUCUGUCAGAUCUGUUCUCCAGGGACUGAUAAAGAAGAGACUACUCCCAGCGGAGCAUUGUAUCACUAAGAUUAAAAGAAAUUUUAGCAGUGGCAGCAUCCCAGGGACCCCCGGACCCAACGGUGAAGAUGGAGUAGAACAGACAGCUAUCAAAGUGUCCCUUAAAUGUCCGAUUACCUUCCGAAGGAUCCAGCUUCCUGCUCGGGGACAUGAUUGUCGGCAUAUCCAGUGUUUUGAUCUGGAGUCUUACCUGCAACUGAAUUGUGAGCGAGGAACUUGGAGAUGCCCUGUGUGCAAUAAAACUGCCCUAUUGGAAGGCUUAGAGGUGGACCAGUACAUGCUGGGAACCUUGCUCUAUAUCCAGAGCUCUGACUAUGAAGAGAUCACAAUUGAUCCGACGUGCAGCUGGAAGCCAGUACCAAUCAAACCAGAUACUCAUGUAAAGGAAGAGUCUGAUGGGCCUGUUCUGAAGCGAUGCCGGAGUCUCAGCCCAACUCACAUGGUAAUGCCAAAUGUCAUGGAGAUGAUAGCGGCACUUGGACCAAGUUCCUCCCCCUUCAACAAUAUUCAAUCAGCUGGAAGCGUGGGUGCCGACUACAACAGCCCCGGAUCCAGUUUUCAGAAUCCUGGAGGUUACCCUGAGAGUGGAUUCCCUUCUUCAAACCCAGGCACCCCUACAAUGAGUGAUUUCACCCCCAAUGCCCCCCCUUCCAUCCCCUAUCAAUCUGACAUUCCUAACUCCUUGCUCGGCCCUGAAAAGCCAGGAGGACCCUCAAUGGCUGGGCAGGUCCCCUCCUCUGGAAGGAUAGACCCUUCCCACAAUCCCAAUCAGUCACUUCACUCCUCCAACCUCAGCAGCCAGUCACCACAGCAGCUUCACCAUCGGAAUCCUCCACGGCAACAAAUGGCACAGCCUGGCAGUGAUAUGGCUUUUAACCCAAUGCAAGGCGCUGGCGAUGUGACAGAGCCAACCCUGGAUCUUCUCCCAGAACUGACAAAUCCUGAGGAGCUUCUAUCAUACCUUGGGCCCCCUGACCUUCCAAGCAGUGGCAAUGAUGAUCUGCUGUCCCUCUUUGAAAAUAACUAAGGCAUCUUCCACUUCAGAGCACAACUGGUCCACCAACCAUCUUUUUUGUGCUCAACCUUCCAGAAACUUGCACGAGAAGCAACAUUAGAGGCAUUGUGGAGCACAAAAGACCUGCAUAUAAUUGCAUCAGGACAUGGCUUGAUGGACUGCACAGCUUGCCCUGCUAAAUAUAUAUAAAGAGACUUGCAGAUCAUUGCACUAUUUAACCUUACCUGUUGCAAAAAUCCUGCAGGGAUGCUCUGUAGAGCCUGACGGACCUUUAUUCAAUGCACUGUCCUAUUUACUUAUUCUUUCAAAGAAGUAAUCUCACAGAGUCUCACUAGACUGUUCAAGAGAUGGGACCUGUAGAGUGUUGCUUCAUUAACCAUUUAGUUGCUAAGGAAACCAGAUGUUUCUCACAAUCAUGUCACCACUGUGUGGCAGGGGUGUGCUGUGCAGUGUUCUGCAAGCCUCUGAGAUUGUUGACCCUUUGCUAUAAUCAUACUCUACCAACAAUCAGCCUGUGAACUGAGAGGAGGCUGGGUUUGUAGCAUUGAUUUUAUGAUCCUGGAACUCCAGCCAGGAAAUGUUAAGAGCACAAGGCAGGUGUGUGUAUGUGCAUACAGACACUUUGUAAUUUAGUCCAAUCCAGUUUAUGUGAGUGCGUGCAGGUAUGUGGAUGAAUGUCAUUAUGUGAGAUUGUAAUAAACUGUGUGUUUGUAUCACUUUUGUCUCUCGUUCCAUUGUUGAGAGAGGAAAACUGGGACCAUAAAUCACCACAAGACACCAACCUUCAAUGUCAGCCCUCUCUUAAUCUUUAAUUACCAUACAUCUUGCCACAGUUUGGACAAACAUUGUAGAAGAUAGUGAGGAACCUCCUGCUGAGCAGUUACACGCCCAGCUUUUUAAUCACACACAUUUUGAAAAGUGAGGUUUUCUUUUAAUGCCACAUGCAAUAAUACCAAGGUCUUUUAGAAGUCCAACAUUAGUAUACUAAGGACUGAGUUAAAUUCCACUUUGUGUGUGUCUCUGUGUAAUGAUGUAUGGAUGUGUGUUGUAGGCCUGUUGAUACAGACUUGUUUUGUUUUUAAUUUAUUUUUUAUUUUACUUCUGGAUAUUUACCUAGUUUUGGGAAAACUUUUUUUUUUUUUUUUUCUCAUAGUUGUCCACCAUAAAUGAAACAUGGAUUGCAGUUUUAAGAGGGACCAGUGAUACAAACUAUUUCCGUCUCCGCGUCCACCAAUCACUACAUUGACUUUUUGAGAGUAUAUCUGCAUUACAAAUAAA